UUCCCUUUCCAUCAGUAUAAUGGUUUAAACUCUACCAAAGGAUGUACCCAAGUGAUGGCUUUUUCUUUAGAAUUUGAAUAUGGAAGCUACAGGAACUGAUGAAGUUGACAAGCUAAAGACAAAAUUUAUAUCUGCUUGGAACAACAUGAAGUAUAGUUGGGUGUUGAAGACAAAGACUUAUUUUAGUAGAAAUUCUCCUGUAUUACUGCUUGGAAAAUGUUACCAUUUUAAAUAUGAAGAUGAAAAUAAAAUGUUACCUUCAAGAUCGGGCUGUGCAAUAGAAGACUGUUUAAUUUCAGGAAAUGUGGAAGAAUUUCGUAAAGAUUUUAUUUCUAGAAUAUGGUUGACCUACAGGGAAGAAUUUCCUCAAAUAGAGGGCUCAACUUUGACUACAGACUGUGGUUGGGGAUGUACCUUGAGAACUGGCCAGAUGCUGUUGGCUCAAGGACUCAUACUACACUUUCUCGGUAGAGCUUGGACCUGGCCUGAUGCUUUGAACAUUGAAAAUUCAGACUCUGAAUCAUGGACUUCUCACACUGUAAAAAAAUUUACUGCAUCAUUUGAAGCAUCGCUGUCAGGGGAAACUGAACUCAAAACGCCAUCAAUUUCUUUGAAGAAAACGGUUGGGAGAUAUUCUGAUGAUCAUGAAAUGCGAAAUGAAAUUUAUCAUAGGAGAAUCAUCUCUUGGUUUGGUGAUUCCCCCUUGGCCCUCUUUGGCUUACAUCAACUAAUAGAAUACGGAAAGAAGUCGGGGAAAAAAGCUGGAGAUUGGUAUGGACCAGCUGUAGUUGCUCACAUUUUAAGAAAAGCAGUUGAAGAAGCAAGACAUCCUGAUUUACAAGGUAUAACUAUUUAUGUUGCUCAAGAUUGUACAGUUUACAACUCAGAUGUAAUUGAUAAACAGUGUGUUUCCAAGUCCUCUCAGAAUCCAGAUGACAAAGCUGUUAUUAUUCUAGUUCCUGUUAGACUUGGUGGAGAACGAACCAAUAUUGACUACUUAGAGUUUGUAAAGGGAAUUCUAAGCCUUGAAUAUUGUGUGGGUAUUAUCGGUGGCAAACCCAAGCAGUCAUACUACUUUGCUGGAUUUCAAGAUGACAGUUUGAUUUACAUGGAUCCUCAUUACUGCCAAUCUUUUGUAGAUGUCAGCAUAAAGGAUUUCCCUCUUGAGACAUUCCAUUGCCCUUCUCCCAAAAAGAUGUCAUUUCGAAAAAUGGAUCCUAGCUGUACAAUUGGAUUUUACUGUCGAAAUGUUCAAGACUUCAAACGAGCUUCUGAAGAAAUCACUAAGAUUCUGAACAUUUCUUCUAAGGAAAAAUACCCAUUAUUUACUUUUGUAAAUGGUCAUUCCAGGGAUUAUGAUUUUACAUCUACUACAACCAAUGAAGAUGACCUUUUCUCAGAAGAUGAAAAGAAAAGAUUAAAAAGAUUUAGCACAGAAGAGUUUGUCUUACUAUAAUGAUUAACCCGUUGGUGCUUGAGAACUUCUAUGAAAGGUGGAGAAAUAAAGAGAAAGAAACUAGUGUGUUUGAAACUGGUUUAUUUUCACAAAUACCUUAAUUUUAUAUAUUCUACACAAAUAAAAAGAACAUUUGAAAAUAUACAAGUUUUAAAGAAUUUUUUUUUCUGCAAGAAAAGUGAUUUAAUGAAACUU
Molecule: messenger RNA, 1651 nt
Organism: Elephantulus edwardii (Cape elephant shrew)
Lineage: Eukaryota; Metazoa; Chordata; Mammalia; Macroscelidea; Macroscelididae
Gene: ATG4C
Product: autophagy related 4C, cysteine peptidase
Exons: 10
Coding region: 80-1456 (458 amino acids)
Molecular function (GO): protein-phosphatidylethanolamide deconjugating activity
Source: RefSeq, a predicted model, not a curated record